UAGCGUGGGAUGACGUUCUCGACCUGAUUUCGAUCUUCCAUCGUCCCAGCUUUCCCUGAUAUUGCCCUAUGUAUUUGCCCUACAUACCUAAUCCAUGCCGUCUCGAGGCCACGAUAUAUCUACCACCGCGCCCAACUUAUUCUCCAUGGCACCUCGCUAUUUCCUCUCUAUCUCCUUUGUCUCAUAAGGACUACACACUUUUUUCUUCUUUUUUUUUUCCCUUCGGCCUUAACCCUCCCGUCUUCUAUUCGUUCUACCUACCCCGUAUUCGUUUCCGACUUCGGGGACUGCUGGCACGUCGACUACGGUAUUCUCCCUUAGCUGGUCACGCAGAACUUCUCGGCCGCAGUAUUUCUUAGUAGCCAUAUUUUAACCCACUCUCUUUCACGGGAUUCCGGAGCUCACCAUUGCCAUGACGAGUCUCCGGUCUCUGUACACCUCCGAUGGCGACGGCCCAGAGUUCGGGACCAACAUGAACGUCGACUAUGUGAUCCAUUACAGGAUCCCCAAGGACGGGGCUGAGGCCGAAGCUGGGUUUAUUCAGCUCGUCGAGGCCCUAUCCAGAGCUGGACUCGCCACCGAGGUCCGGAGCGGCGACGAUUCCUCGUUACUGGUUUUCGUCAAAGUAGCCUCUGAGAAGCUGCUCGCCAGCCACAUCUAUCGUGAGCGGGUCCAGGAUUGGCUGUACGGCGUGCGGAUUAUCGCCCCUGAUAAGACCGUGGCCGUAGAGUUCAGCUCCCGGCCGGUUAGCGAGGCUGAACGACUGCGUACCGUCUAUCUUCUCAUAACGAAGCCCAAGAACGAGGGGGGUGCGGGCAUCACUCCCAAGAUCGGCCAGUGGAAAGAUAUUGUAUCCAUCUUUCCACUUCACAAUCAUGCUUUCAACCGCCAAUGGAUCAAGCAGUGGAGCUCCAAGUAUUUGCUAAACGAUAAGGACCUCGACCAGAUUCGUGACAAAUUCGGCGAGAGCGUCGCCUUUUAUUUCGCCUUUCUGCAGUCGUACUUUGCCUUUCUCAUUUUCCCUGCCGCCUUCGGAUUCGCCGCUUGGCUUCUCCUCAGCCGCUAUUCGACGUUCUACACCCUUUUAAACUCGCUGUGGUCCGUGAUCUUCUUCGAAUGGUGGAAGAAGAAGGAGGUUGAUCUGGCAGUCCAAUGGGGUGUCCGUGGUGUGUCGCGCAUCCAACGACCCCGAACACAAUUCAGAUGGGACCGUGAGGCCGCGGAUCCCGUGACUGGCGAAACCGUGAAGGUCUACUCUCCGGUCAAGAGGUUGAAAAUUCAGCUAUUGCAGGUCCCAUUCGCCCUCGUCUGUCUAACAAUACUCGGUGCUCUCUACGUCUUCUGCUUCUCGAUCGAAAUAUUCCUCUCCGAAGUCUACGAUGGACCGUUCAAAUCAUACCUGACAUUCACACCAACAGUCAUCCUCAGCGGAGCACUGCCAGCGCUAUCUGCUAUCCUUAGCAGUUUCGCGGAGCAUCUCACAGAGAAGGAAAAUUUCGAGACAGUCGAUUCUCAUCAUGCAUCUCUUGUCCAGAAAUUAUUCGUUAUCAACUUCGUCACUUCCUAUACCCCUUUAUUCCUAACCGCAUUCGUGUAUAUGCCUUUUGGAAACCUUCUAGUUCCAUACCUGAAUAUUUUUAACAUUACUAGCGAGCAGUCUUCUGGCGAAGACUCGGUGGUUGCCGAAAGCUUCACUAUCAACCCAGAUCGUCUAAAGAAACAGGUCAUCUAUUUCACAGUCACAGCGCAGAUUGUCAACUUGGGUGUCGAGGUCGUCAUGCCGUACGUGAAACGCAAGGUAUUCAAGGAGGUCGAGAAGGCUCAGUCGAAGAAGACGGCAACUUCAGACGUCCCAGAGGAGCAUGCUUUCCUUGAACGGGUCCGGGACGAGGCAAAACUCGAUGUCUACGACGUUACUGGAGACUACAGAGAAAUGGUCAUUCAAUUCGGUUACCUGUCGCUCUUCUCGGCCAUCUGGCCGCUUACGCCGUGCUCAUUCCUGAUCAACAACUGGAUCGAGCUUCGAUCGGAUGCUAUGAAAAUCGCUGUCACCAGCCAGAGACCCAUCCCUUGGCGCGCCGACUCGAUUGGCCCUUGGCUAAACGCACUGGGAUUUCUGUCCUGGGUCGGAAGCCUGGUAAGCUCCGCUAUCGUGUACCUCUUCAGUGGUGAGGCCGAGGGACCCGGUGGCGAUCCGUCGGGCAUCGUUGGCUGGGGUCUUCUAUUGAGCAUCCUGCUUGCGGAGCACGCGUACCUGGCAGCGCAAUUUGUGGUCCGGCACGUGUUGAGCCAGAUCGACAGCCCGGGCCUGCAAAAGGAGCGGGCCGAGCGCUUCGCCAUGAGGAAGCAGACUCUGGAGGAGAGCAUAGGAGACGCAUUAACAGAGAAGCCUCUCUCCCUCCCUCUACAAACCGCGGAGAAGAUCACUCGCGAGUCCCUGGAGGAAGACGCCCGCCGGAUAUCCAUCCAUGGUGGAGGAACUCCCGAACAAAUGUUCUGGUUGAGACAGCAGGGCGUGGAUGAGACUAUCCGGAUCGGCCGGCAAUUCAUCACGGAGGCGAAGGCAGCGAAGCGCUAAGUACCAGAGCCGCUAUUAUCUACAGCAGCACUCCGGGAGCCAGUUGGAAUCAAGUGAAGUUUAUUUAGUGUUGGUAGAUAUAACCAACAGUAGUUUUCAAGCAGAUAUAUUAGUUAAUUACAUUUUUUUGCUUUGUUAUGUAACGGCCGACAUCGUCUGUAUUUCUCAAUGUCCGCAUCCAAAUGUCUAUCUGCUU
This is a messenger RNA of Durotheca rogersii, 2774 nucleotides long. RefSeq names its product DUF590-domain-containing protein. Gene Ontology annotation, molecular function: chloride channel activity. The record is from RefSeq and is a predicted model, not a curated record. Gene Ontology annotation, cellular component: cortical endoplasmic reticulum. The transcript is spliced from 4 exons. NCBI's taxonomy places the organism in Eukaryota, Fungi, Ascomycota, Sordariomycetes, Xylariales, Xylariaceae. Bases 413 to 2578 code for a protein of 721 amino acids. Gene Ontology annotation, biological process: chloride transmembrane transport.